UGCUAUUUUUCCUAUGAUAAUAAAAUAGUGAACAUAAGCACUAAUUUUACACAAAUAUUAAAAUUGAAAUAAAUACCAAAAUGAUUGAUGUGAAAAAUAAAGUAAAUUCAUUUUUUAUAUUUAACUCUAGCUUUGGUCCAAAAGAAGGCGAUGAGCUUAAAAGAAUAUUAUUUUUUCACCCUACUCAAGUUACAUCCGAUGCUCGGAAAAUGCAAGUAGGAUUAUGUGAAGCAGUUGUAAAAUUUAUGACAACAUUCUCUUCCGAACCAUGUGAGGCAUUACAAACACAAUCAAAAAGAUAUAUAUUCUACCAGCCAGAGAAAGGAUUCUGGAUGGUUUUGGUUGUAAGAAUACCUUAUGCAACUAAAAGUUCUACAACAACUGGAGAAAAAAAAGAUGUAGUAGAACCAUCUGUGAUGUAUGAUUUACUAGUGUCUGCUCAUAAAAUAUUUAGAAUGUUUAUAGGCCCCUUUAAAGAUAUUCCACCUGAAGAUAUUUAUUCGAAGUGUGAACAAUUCUUUACACCUUAUAUUAUGACAAGGAACAUUACUAAUAAUUUAAGUAAUAUAAUACAGGGAAUAAACUACUUGCCAUUGGAAAAAAAUUCCUUCUUUAAAGUAAUGUGCUUUAUAGAUCUACUUGAAAUGAACUAUCCAGAUUUUAAAUGUAUAUCAUUUGUCUACAAUGAUCAACUCAUAUGGAAUGGCCUUGCUACCAACGAUAUGUUAACAUUAUACCAAUAUCUAGUACAAACAUUGCUGCCAAAGCAAGUUGAGAAGGAGAUACAAGGUGGAGCAGUAACUGCUGCACAGAGACAUGGACGCUUUAUCAGCCCACCAGAUGGUAUUCGUAGUGCAGAAGAUCUGCAAAAGCUUCAUAGAGUAUAUCUCAUGCGUGAGGAUGACACAGAUACAAAGCAAUAUUAUCUUGUAAUUUACAGAACACUGAGCGCUACAGUUUGCUUCACUGUCGAUGUGGAUACAGAACUAAACAUUGAUACAUUUAGAGCUUUAGAUGCAUUUAUUGGCCCGCAACUAUCUACUAUUGCGUCAUCAAUAAGUGAACAGUGCACAAUGCAUGCACUGCAAAGUGCACAACUAGCCAGCUCUGAUCAUAAAUUUCUAUAUUUUAACCGGCUAAACUUAGCAUGUAAAACAUCUACACCUGCUACUUCUUUAACUCCUUCGACAGCUAUAAAGCCAGAAGUAUUAAGUAUAAUUGCAGGCAUUCAUUCAGACAGAAAAAGUCUUGGAAAUUAUGGCGAAGUUAUUAUCAAAACACCAGAUGAAUAUUGGAUCGCAGGUAAAUCAUCCAAUGAUAGGGAGUUCUAUGUUAUAAUACAAGAUAAAAAUGCAAAUUUAAAGGAUAUUGCAGAUGAGGUGAAAAGAAUGUGUGAAGAUCAAAUGAAAGGCAUUUUCUUUUAUCCUAUGUGAAAAAUUAUUAUAAACUUAAUGUAAAUUUACAUAUUUAUUAUUGUUUAUGUUUAAUUUUGAAUGUAAUAAAUCAAAUAAAUAUUUCUAAUAAAUGUUAAU
Vanessa atalanta (red admiral) is the source of this 1532-nucleotide messenger RNA. It is a transcript of the gene Ccz1, whose product is annotated as vacuolar fusion protein CCZ1 homolog. Gene Ontology annotation, cellular component: intracellular membrane-bounded organelle; Mon1-Ccz1 complex. The transcript has 11 exons. Bases 81 to 1433 code for a protein of 450 amino acids. Lineage: Eukaryota; Metazoa; Arthropoda; Insecta; Lepidoptera; Nymphalidae. The record is from RefSeq and is a predicted model, not a curated record. Gene Ontology annotation, biological process: vesicle-mediated transport.